This is a messenger RNA of Paralichthys olivaceus (Japanese flounder), 2532 nucleotides long. NCBI's taxonomy places the organism in Eukaryota, Metazoa, Chordata, Actinopteri, Pleuronectiformes, Paralichthyidae. The record is from RefSeq and is a predicted model, not a curated record.
AAUCACUGAGUGAGGGAGGAGGGUCAAGAGGGGGAGGAGGGACCUGUCUACCCCCAGCCCCCUACCAGAGAGAGAGACAGGUCCCACACCAAGACCAAGAAGGCCCGCAGGGAGUGUCGCCAUGCCGACAGAGGGGCUGAGACCACAUCGUUAGGCACGCCUUCAACAGCUGGGCUGCAGCCACAGAUGGGUGCGGAGCCACAGACCCAGGUGUUGGAGCCGGUGGCAGGUCCCUCAGAGCCAGGGUCAGCACCAGGGUCCGAAUCUGCGGCUGGCAGUGAAUCUGCAGGUUCUCCGAGGCAGCGGCGCUCGAUCAUCCGGGAUCGUGGGCCACUGUACGACGACCCAUCACUGCCUGAUGGCUGGACGCGCAAACUCAAACAGAGGAAGUCUGGACGCUCCGCGGGGAAGUUUGAUGUCUACCUGAUUAACUCAGAGGGAAAAGCAUUUCGCUCCAAAGUGGAACUUAUUGCCUACUUCCAGAAGGUCGGUGAUACUACCACUGACCCCAACGAUUUUGAUUUUACGGUGACCGGUCGUGGAAGCCCCUCCCGCCGCGAGAAACGACCCCCCAAAAAAACGAAGGUGGUGAAACCAUCGGGGCGAGGUCGUGGGCGACCCAAAGGCAGUGGAAAAAUGAGGCAGGCUACAGAGGGCGUGGCCAUGAAGCGUGUGGUUGAAAAAACUCCGGGCAAACUGCUGGUCAAGAUGCCCUUCAGUAAGGCAGAGUCCUCCACUGGUACUUCCUCCGCUGCUUCAAAGGUGGUGUCAGCUGCUAUAGUGCCCAAGUCCCGUCCUGGAAGAAAAAGGAAAUCGGAACAAGAACUUCCACCCCCACCACAGACUGCCCCUAAGAAACGGGGGAGGAAACCUGCCUCAGCUUCAGCAGCAGCAACAGUGGCCACAGCAUCCACCUCCUCUGUACCCACUGCUGGUAGCUCAACAGCUGGGAGCUACACUGCAGCUGCCAUCUUAGUUGCUGAGGCCAAACGGAGAGCAGCCAAGGAGUCCUCCACCAAACCUGUUGUCCAGGAAACAGCUCUGCCAAUCAAAAAACGCAAAACAAGAGAGACAGUGGAGGAGAGGGAGAGUGUUCCGACUCCAAUGGCUACGACAACGGAUACUGCAAGGAGGGAUACUACAGAGGGGGAGGGCGGUACAGGAGAAGGGGCUAAAACCUCAGAGACUCAGCCCACCCCCCCUGAGCAGAGCCAGUCACAACCACAGAAGCAGUCAAGUGCUUCAGAUGAAAGCCAAUCACAUGGACACAAGACACACAAAGGGAGGAAGCACAAGGAGAAAACAGGAGCAGCAGCUGGAGAUGAAGGAAGCAGAGAAGAUGAAGUGGGUGAAGAUGUAGGUGAUAAAGGGGGAGAGGGAGCAGGAAGGAGUAGCAGCAGCAGUAGCAUUAGUCCACCAAAAACCCACAAAAAGAAGGACAGACCUCACAAACACCACCAUCAUCAUCACCACCACCAUCAUCAUCGCCACCAACAGUCCUCUGCCUCCACAUUAAAUCAGCCUCCGCCUCCCCCUCCGCCAGCCCCUGGACAUCCAGCACCCUCCAGUCAGUCAAGACCUGAAGUUGAGCCCCAGACUGUGCCUCUUAUCACCACCCAACAAUUGCAGCACACCCAGCAAGCUCUUUCCAGACCACAGUCCAAAUUUGUGCCUCAGGCCUUGCCUGGACCUCGGCAUCCUCCUCCUCAAAGUCACCACCAGGUCCAACCCUCUCACCAACAAGAUCCCCAGACCCAGUCUCCCAGUAAGCUCCUAGCCCAGCCCCCCUACCCUGCACCCCAUUCAUCUCCUACCAGGCAUGUCCUGCACCAAUCACGGUCCCAACAACCCCCACCCCAAACCCAUAGUCAGCCCCAGGUGUCUCCCAAAAAAGCCCAGUCACAGUCUAGCCACUCCCCAGCCCAGCACCGAACCCAGCUUCAGACUCAGCAUCCUCCAACUCAGUCCUCAUCCAUUCUGCAUGUUCAUCCGCCCCAAACAAGGCAUCCACAUCCACAAAGUCAGUCCCCCACAGCACCGCAACCUCAAACCCUACUCAGACAACCGUCUCAAACCCAGAACCAGCUCGGACAACAAUCUCAGUCCCGGCACUCAUUUGAGUCUCAACCCCAGUCAAGGACCCUAACCCAAAUUCAGACUCAGUCCCAUUCCAGAACCCUAACCCAGCUCCAGACUCAAUCCCAGUCAAGAACCCCAACCCAAGCUGAGCCUCGACUGCAGCUCAGAACCCCAACCCAAACUCAUCCUCAACCCCAGUCCAGAACCCCAACCCAAACUCAUCCUCAAAUCCAGCCCAGAACCCCAACCCAAACUCAUCCUCAAAUCCAGCCCAGAACCCCAACCCAAACUCAUCCUCAAAUCCAGCCCAGAACCCCAACCCAAGCUCAUCCUCAACCCCAGUCCAGGACCCCAACCCAAACACAGUCUCAACCCCAGUCCCGGACCUCAACCCAAACACAGUCUCAACACCAGUUCAGGACCCCCCAAUUUCAAUCUCACCUGCAACCCAGG